UCCAGCUUUCCUGGCAGAAGCAUCAGUGGAACUAGGGUCUAAGUGCAUUCAGCACCUUCCUAACUCGUCCUUCGCUAUCCUAUUUUUCCUCCUUAGAAGUGAACUGGAUUUAAAAAAAAGGCUCCUAGUUGAAUAGUCUUUCUGUUUAUUAUUCAUCAUUGAUGAGCUGAAGAUAGGCAUCAACUUCGCUAUCAACUGAGUACAUCUGUUCAGAGCUACGGAAAACCAGAAUUCUCCAUCAGAGAUUUGUCCAACCAGUGCCAUGUCAAACUUUGUAGCUCCAGAAACAAAAACAUUUGCUGCUUGGGACUAUGUUGUUUUUGCAGCACUAUUUUUAGUAUGUGCUAGCAUUGGAGUCUUUUUUGCAAUUAAAGAGAGGAAAAAGAAAACUUCAAAGGAAUUUUUGGUGGGUGGUAAGCAGAUGACAUGUGGACCAAUAGCUUUCUCUCUCACAUCAAGCUUUAUGUCAGCAGUAACCAUUCUGGGGGCACCCUCCGAAGUUUAUCGCUAUGGGGCAUCCUUUGUUCUAUUCUUUCUUUCAUACACGCUUGUCAUCAUUUUCACUGCCGAGUUAUUUCUACCUGUAUUUUACAGAUCUGGCAUUACAAGCACUUAUGAGUAUUUGGAAUUAAGAUUUAACAAGAUUGUUCGUCUUGCUGCAACACUGAUCUACAUCCUGCAGACGAUCCUUUACACAGGAAUAGUGGUUUAUGCUCCAUCACUGGCACUCAACCAAGUCACUGGAUUUGAUCUCUGGGGCUCUGUAACUGCAACAGGAAUUAUCUGCACUUUCUAUUGCACUCUGGGAGGAUUAAAAGCUGUUGUCUGGACAGAUGCAUUUCAAAUGAUUGUCAUGGUGGCUGGCUUUGUGGCAGUUUUGAUUCGAGGAACUGCUCUGAAUGGUGGAUUGAUCAAGAUUUGGGAAGAUGCCAAUGAAGGAUCAAGACUAAACAUACUUGACUUUAAUGUAGAUCCUUUGAGACGACAUACCGUCUGGACAAUUGUUAUUGGGGGAACAUUUACAUGGCUAGGGCUCUAUGGAGUUAAUCAGUCCACAAUGCAGAGGUGCAUCUCUUGCAAAUCAGAAAAGCAUGCUAAACUGGCACUUUACCUGAAUUUAUUGGGACUUUGGACAGUUCUGGUGUGUGCAGUAUUUUGUGGGUUGGUGAUGUAUGCUCAUUACAAGAGUUGUGACCCUUGGACUGCUGAAUUCAUUUCAGCACCUGAUCAGCUGAUGCCGUAUUUUGUUAUGGACAUUUUCUCUUCGAUGGCAGGAGUCCCAGGACUGUUCGUCGCCUGUGCAUUCAGUGGAACAUUAAGCACAGUAGCUGCCAGCAUCAACGCUUUAGCAACUGUUACUUUUGAAGACCUGGUCAAGAAAGGUUUCCCAAACCUCUCCGAUAAGAUGAGUACAUGGAUAAGCAAAGGCUUAUGUAUAUUAUACGGCAUCCUGUGCACUUCAAUGGCUGUAGCAGCAUCACAGCUGGGAGGAGUUGUGCAGGCUUCCCUCUCCAUUCACGGGAUGUGUGGGGGCCCCAUGCUGGGAUUAUUCACUCUGGGAAUUGUGUUUCCUUGUGCUAACUGGAAGGGUGCUAUUGGAGGCCUCUUAGCUGGAAUCACCUUAGCUUUUUGGACUGGUAUUGGCUCUUUCCUUUACCCUGCGCCACCUACAAAGUCCAUUCCUCUGCAACUGUCUACUCUUAACUGCACGCUGGCUAACAGCACUGAGAUGCUGACGACAACGGCAGCUCCCACAGUGGCUCCAGACAGGCCUUUGCUGGCAGAUACCUGGUAUUCCCUCUCCUACCUGUACUUCAGUGCUAUUGGCUGUCUAGGCUGUGCCAUCACAGGGCUGUUGAUAAGCUUUAUAACAGGACCUCAUAAAGGAGAGGAUAUCCCACCAGUGUUAAUUAAGCCAGUCUGUAAUCCAUUUUGCUUCUGGUCCAAAAGACUCAAGACUUUGCUCUGGUGUGGUGUGCAGCAUGACAGCCAGGAGGUGGAUUUUGGAAAGAAUCUGCCUGAAGUUAUGGCAAAUAAAACUGGAACAAAUGACACCUUCAAGAAUAAUAUCAUCAAUGAAAACAAAUGCCAGUUCCCUGGUUACAAUCCUGAGGAAAAAUCCUAUACUAAUAUGAGCAGAGAAUCUCGCCUCUAGAAACUGAGGGACAAGGGAUAUUUAAUCAAACCUUAUUUCUCCAGCUUCAGAAAUGAAGAGCUCUUUUUAUCACAUUUACCAGUCUGUAAGCCAGAUUUUUAUUCAUGAAUUUUAUGACACAACUGUGGAAAUCAUCAGUCAGUGGGGUUUUGGAAGCACUGUUAUUUCAGAGGAAACGUUUCAUGAAUCUUUUCAUGGAAGCUCCUACUUGGAAAUAGCUGUAAUAAAUCUGUAUUACACGCUCUGUUCAGUAAAUAGUCAUUGACGGGAAACAUGCAAAGGUGAACUUGAGAUAACACAAGACUUCAGAUAAGCUUCUGAGGCCUCUCACUAAAGUGAGACUGUGAACGGCCCUCAGAUGGAGGGGGGAGGUCAGGCCGAGCUAGUCUGUGCUUAUUCCUGGGAAUAGCAGAAAGCCUCCUUGCAGGAACGUUGCAUAGACCAGACUGGUCUGUUAGCGACCAAGUUAAUCAUUUCUGCUUCCUCUGUGGAACUUGGAUCUCUUUGUUUUAAUGUAAAAGCUACAGGAGAGAGUAACAAAUCUUACCUUGAAUUCGGGACAGUUCUUCAUGUGUUAGUCUUGGAAAGACAUCCUUUCAGCUGAAAAAGAUCCAUCUA
Molecule: messenger RNA, 2773 nt
Organism: Cuculus canorus (common cuckoo)
Lineage: Eukaryota; Metazoa; Chordata; Aves; Cuculiformes; Cuculidae
Gene: SLC5A12
Product: solute carrier family 5 member 12
Exons: 15
Coding region: 263-2155 (630 amino acids)
Biological process (GO): transmembrane transport; sodium ion transport
Cellular component (GO): membrane
Molecular function (GO): symporter activity; lactate transmembrane transporter activity
Source: RefSeq, a predicted model, not a curated record